Colletotrichum costaricense is the source of this 582-nucleotide messenger RNA. RefSeq lists its product as uncharacterized. The annotation marks the transcript as partial. Lineage: Eukaryota; Fungi; Ascomycota; Sordariomycetes; Glomerellales; Glomerellaceae. The transcript has 2 exons. The record is from RefSeq and is a predicted model, not a curated record.
CAAGAAAUCCAAACCUGCCACGUCGUUACACGACACCUAUCGAAUAAACUGGACGCCCUGCCCGGAUCCCGAAUCCAAGGAACCCCAAUCCUAGCUUUAUCCAACUAUUACCGCCAACAACAAACCACUUAUUCACCUCCACCGCCGGCACUAGAGCCCACGAACCCAUCUUUUACCGCCCUCGUCCAUGCACGUCAACGACCGCUUUUACCAUCCGAUGCCGUAACAAGAGUUCGACGCCCGUUGGACCACUCCUCGAUCGAGAUCGCGACCCCUCGAGAUGCUUGUUGCCCAGCCGCCCAAUCAACCUGUUACGUCUCUGUACCGGAACUGGCUCCUGUCUCGAACGACCCAGGCCUUUUUUCCCAACAGAACCGUUCUCAGGGUCCGCCGCCUUCGUCUCGUGAGCGAAACAUUUGCCCAGAGCCAACUCUUCUUCGAAAGUCUUUACUUUAUGUCGUGAUACCCGGCUCCGAACCAGACUCCAGCAGACUCGGAUGGCCGCCCACCGGACCUCGACGCUGCCGCCUCCAGAAACCAAUGUCCGACACUUCCGGCAUCCACCCGUUCGCUUUGUCAUGA